Beta vulgaris subsp. vulgaris (sugar beet) is the source of this 1967-nucleotide messenger RNA. RefSeq names its product F-box/LRR-repeat protein 14. Gene Ontology annotation, biological process: SCF-dependent proteasomal ubiquitin-dependent protein catabolic process. NCBI's taxonomy places the organism in Eukaryota, Viridiplantae, Streptophyta, Magnoliopsida, Caryophyllales, Amaranthaceae. The record is from RefSeq and is a predicted model, not a curated record. Gene Ontology annotation, molecular function: protein binding. The transcript is spliced from 2 exons. Gene Ontology annotation, cellular component: SCF ubiquitin ligase complex. The coding region runs from base 274 to 1707 and encodes 477 amino acids.
UAUCACAAGAGACCAUUUUUUUGAAAUUUCCCCAUUAAAUUGAAACUUUUUAGUUCAUUUAUUUGCCUUUCUUCAAUUGGAAAAAAUACAAAAACAAGUAUUAAUCUUUAUAGAUGAUCUUUGUAUUGAAGUCGGCAGAGUAUAAUCGCAACACAUAUAAUCUUUGAGGUUUUGGAUAACGACUUUCUCCAAACUAGCUAUUUCCACCAAUUUCCUGAAUCCCAAAAUUACCCAUGCAAAAUCUCUCAAUUUUCCCACAAGCUUGUCAUUGAAAUGCUUACUGCACAAAAAAGUGCAGUUUUGAUGGACACAUUGCCAGACCAAUUGAUAUGGGACAUUUUAAGCAGGAUUACUAGACCUGCGGAUAGGAACUCUGUGUCUUUAGCUUGCAAGCGUUUCCAUGAGAUUGAGAAUGAGCAGAGACUGUUUCUCCGUGUGGGUUGUGGUCUAAACCCAGCAAAUGAAGCUUUGAACACUUUAUGCAACAGGUUUCCAAACUUGAUGAAAGUGGAAGUUGUGUACUCUGGAUGGAUGUCUAAAUUGGGAAAACAAUUGGAUGAUCAAGGGCUUCUGGCUCUUUCAAACAGUUGCCCUUCUCUUGCUGAUCUGACCUUAAGUUACUGCACCUUCAUUACAGAUGCUGGUAUUGGUUAUUUAGCGGCGUGUUCAAAACUCUCAUCCUUAAAAUUGAAUUUCACUCCUAGAAUUACUGGUUGUGGAAUUCUUUCCGUCGUUGUUGGGUGUAAGAACCUGAGUGUUCUGCACCUAAUCCUAUGCUUGAACAUAAGUAGUGCUGAGUGGCUUGAGUAUCUGGGGAAGGUUCAAAAAAUUGAAUACCUUUUAAUCAAGAAUUGUCGAGCUAUUGGAGAAGGUGACUUGGUGAAGCUCGGAUUUAGUUGGCGGAAUCUUAAACAUUUGCAGUUCGAAGUGGACGCCAAUUACCGGUAUAUGAAGCUAUACGACCGCAUAGCAGUAGACAGAUGGCAAAAGCAAUUGGUUCCAUGUGAAAACAUGUAUGAAUUAAGUUUAGUUAACUGCAUCAUCAGGCCUGGAAGAGGUCUUGCUUGUGUUUUAGACAAGUGCAAGAACUUGGAGAAGAUUCACUUGGACAUGUGUGUUGGGCUCAGAGACAAUGACAUUGUGGGCUUAGCCCAAAGCUCAAGAGGUCUACGGUCCAUAUCUCUCCGAGUGCCGUCAGAUUUCUCCGUGCCCCUUCUGAUCAGCAAUCGAUUAAUAUUAACAGACGAGAGCUUGAAGGCAUUGGCAGAAAACUGCCCGAAGCUGGAGUCAAUCAGAAUAUCAUACUCAGAUGGGGAGUUCCCUUCACUUUCUUCAUUUACCUUAGAUGGAAUUCUUUGUUUAAUUAGAAGUUGUCCAGUUCGUGAGCUUUCAUUGGACCAUGUGUAUUCAUUCAAUGAUGAUGGAAUGGAGGCUUUAUGUUCAGCUUACUGCCUUGAAACCCUAGAACUUGUAAGAUGUCAGGAGAUAACAGAUGAUGGUCUACAACUUGUAGCUCAGUUUUCGCAGUUGUCUGUUCUGCGGCUCAGCAAGUGCUUGGGAGUUACUGAUGAUGGAUUUAAGCCACUAGUGGGAUCAGAUAAAUUGGACAUGUUGGUUGUGGAAGACUGCCCUCAGAUUUCUGAGAGAGGCAUUCAUGGGGCAGCACGAGCCGUGACAUUUAAGCAAGAUUUGUCUUGGAUGUACUGAUCUUGGUGUUGUGUACACCUCUAGUCAUGUGUCUUGGCUGUGGCAGAGGGAAGUUAUGUAUUCCUUGUAGACUAUGUAACUUCAAGUAUUUUUGUUUUGUUUUACAGUUACAUGUGAAGCGAAAAUGUCAAAAUAAAAGGGGAAAGAACUUUAGUUUGUUAAUGCUUUUGAUAUGGAUUUAUUUGUGCCACUGCAAUGUAGAAUGUUUGUUCUUUAGUGUGUAGUUAGAGAAGUAAAGCGUAUAUUUGUCUUUGUGCCAA